Molecule: messenger RNA, 2064 nt
Organism: Saccostrea cuccullata (small rock oyster)
Lineage: Eukaryota; Metazoa; Mollusca; Bivalvia; Ostreida; Ostreidae
Product: ileal sodium/bile acid cotransporter-like
Exons: 3
Coding region: 289-1860 (523 amino acids)
Cellular component (GO): membrane
Source: RefSeq, a predicted model, not a curated record
ACAGUGUAAGUAUCGGAUAGGAUCUUAAUCAAGUGAAGAAUUUGUUUUCUUUAGAGAUAUCUUUCAGCUUCUGAGAUUUAACAGUCCGUGAAGUUGGGCCACUGAAUUUAAAGCCGAGUUUGAUUGGAUUAAUUUACAGGUAUGACUUACCUGCUAUCAGAUUUACCUGACAUCCUUUUAUAUCGCCAAGACUUCUAAAGGAGAUUACACGAUCGGCUGAUUUACCACAACAAACUUCGUAUUGCACCUAAAGCAUGCGAAACUGAGAAAGUGCUAGUGUUGUAUACGAUGUUACAAAUUAUGAAACAAGUGGUUUGUUCCUUAAUUCUGGUGACUGUGGUGGGUGUAAAUGCCAGACAAGGAUACGAUGUCGAAGAAAUAAUGCCAAAUCGUACACACGACCACUUUGAGCUGAAGUGGGGACCGCAUCAACCGUUCAUUCUAAUGAUGUAUCAACAGACUACGUUCAGUGUAGAAUAUACCUUGUAUUGUAAUCAUAGCAGCGAAAAAUACCGACUGGGAGUAUUUAGUAAAGGAAAAAAGGUAUUCACCGUCAGACAAACAGACAGCACGAUCAUUUCCUGUGGAAAUGCCACUGAAAUUUUGGUAAAUGUUACUGACGGACCAAACGUUUUACCUAUGGGCAAGGAUGCAUCUACAGUCUCCCAGCCUUAUCACGUGAUUCAUCGCAUGGGCAUUAGAGGAAACUUAACCUUUAACCUUUACGGCGAACUCAUAGGACGGACAUUUCUGGCCUUUGAACUCCGUAAAUUAGGAAACAUGCAAAACAACCUAUCUGUUGAAGACUAUAGCACUUAUCAUGUUGUUGUCUUUAGAAAAAUGGGAGUGCUCGAUACGAUUUUCCGUGUUGUUAUUUACAUUUUCCUUGUUUUCGUAACUUUGGCCUUUGGAUGUAAACUUGACCUUGGAGUUGUAAAGGAGAACUUGCGCCGCCCUGUUGCCCCAGCGAUCGGAAUCAGUUGUCAGUAUAUCCUAAUGCCAUUGAUUGCAUUUGGCAUAGCAAAGCUGGUGAUUCCAGAGGACCAUGCCGUGGGUCUGGGGAUUUUCAUUUCCGGUACAUGUCCAGGAGGCGGGGUUAGCAACAUAUACUCUCAUUUACUGGAUGGAGACCUGUCACUCUCAAUCACCAUGACGACCAUCAGCACAAUUGCAGCCUUAGCAAUGAUGCCGCUAUGGAUCUACACACUUGGUCAAGUUUUUAUCAAUGAACUGAGCACUGACACGGAGAUGAACAUCCCGUUCCUGAACAUUUUCACGACCCUGGUGAUCCUGGUGGUGCCGUUACUGGUAGGGGUCGCCAUUAAGUACAAAUUACCACGUCUAACGAAGAUUCUGAUGAAGAUCAUCACCCCCGUCACUAUCAUCGCCAUCGUCGUCCUACUGUCAGUCGGCAUCUACACAAACUUGUUUAUUUUUAAGUUCUUCGAGCCUAAAGUCAUACUCGCUGGUGCUUUACUGCCAUAUUGUGGUUAUGUGCUGUCAGGAAUCAUUUCUCUGAUUCUGCGUCAGUCGUGGACCAAGGUUAAAACAAUCAUUAUAGAGACCGGGAUUCAGAAUCAGGGAAUCGCCAUAUUACUUAUGUUCACGGCCUCCCCGCCACCCGAUGGGGAAAUUGCGGCCGUGGCCCCCAUAGCUUCUGGGGUAAUGACGCCCUUACCUCUCUUCUUGUUGACCAUUAUCUAUCUUAUCUACAAGCGGUGUAACAGGGAUAAGUAUGCAAAUAUGCCCAAGGAGGACGUGUCGAAAAGGGGCGAUAUAUCACUGGCUGUGAAUGGCGAUAAAACUGUUGUCAAUGGCAAAAUGGAAGAGAAACCUCUGCGAGAAGAAGAGGACGAUUAAUUUGUCUGGAUCGUACCUUGUUUGAAAAAAAUAAGCAAUUCAGUCAGUUCAGUAUUCUGAUUUUCAGCAUUUAAGAUAUGUUUCACUUUUUAUUUGGGUUCAAAUGGCAUCACGCAUAAUAUCUCUUCAGAUGGGAUAAUAUCUAAAGUUAACUGAUGUAUGUAUAUUGUUGCACCAUAUAGAGAUUAAUUUAGACAGUUAAAA